This is a messenger RNA of Centropristis striata (black sea bass), 1551 nucleotides long. It is a transcript of the gene dpagt1, whose product is annotated as dolichyl-phosphate (UDP-N-acetylglucosamine) N-acetylglucosaminephosphotransferase 1 (GlcNAc-1-P transferase). The record is from RefSeq and is a predicted model, not a curated record. The transcript has 9 exons. Gene Ontology annotation, molecular function: UDP-N-acetylglucosamine-dolichyl-phosphate N-acetylglucosaminephosphotransferase activity. Gene Ontology annotation, cellular component: membrane. The coding region runs from base 290 to 1522 and encodes 410 amino acids. Gene Ontology annotation, biological process: dolichol-linked oligosaccharide biosynthetic process; protein N-linked glycosylation. Lineage: Eukaryota; Metazoa; Chordata; Actinopteri; Perciformes; Serranidae.
UUUAAUGGUUAAAGUGUUAUCAGACGUGGAGUUUAGACAAGCAGGCAGUUAGCAGAUAUUAGCAUCAAUAACACGGAAUGAAAGAUGGUAUGGAGUGCCAUUAGGACUCAUGGACUUAUUUCUCUUUGACACCGGGAGCACGAAGAUGUAUUUCUGUCUAAAAACAACGAUAUGACGAUCUGUUUUUACCUCAGUGAAGACAGUCAUAGCUCAGUCAGAUCGCCUGGAGAGGUUCACGUCAGAUUAGCUAGAAACGUGAUUUGAACUGUCAGAAAACGGAGCCACCGAAAUGCCUGAAAACAUGUCACCUGUCCCCGUCCUGCCGCUGGUGAUCAACUGUUUUCUGUCUGUCCUCGGCUGUAUGGCCACAUUAAAACUCAUUCCUGCUUUCAAAGACCAUUUCAUCUCAGCCAGGCUGUUCGGAAUGGACCUAAACAAAACCUCCAAAAAGGAAGUCCCAGAGUCCCAAGGAGUCAUCAGUGGGACAGUUUUCCUCAUCAUCCUCUUCUGCUUCAUCCCAGUGCCUUUCCUUAGCUGCUUUGUAGGAGAUCAGUGCAUGGGCUUCCCACACGAUGAGUUUGUGCAGCUGAUUGGUGCACUUCUUGCCAUCUGCUGCAUGAUCUUCCUGGGCUUUGCUGAUGAUGUGCUGAACUUGCGAUGGAGACACAAGCUCCUGCUCCCCACCAUGGCUUCCCUGCCGCUGCUCAUGGUGUAUUUCACUAACUUCGGCAACACGGUCAUCGUGGUGCCGAAGCCCUUCAGAGCCCUGCUGGGGCUGCACUUGGAUCUGGGUAUCCUUUACUACGUCUACAUGGGAAUGCUUGCAGUAUUCUGCACUAAUGCCAUCAACAUUCUGGCAGGCAUAAAUGGCAUCGAGUCAGGUCAAGCACUGUUUAUCUCCGGCUCCAUCAUCAUCUUCAACCUGCUGGAGCUCAGUGGAGAUUACCGUGACGACCACGUGUUCUCCCUCUACUUCAUGAUACCAUUCUUCUUCACCACAUUAGCACUUUUUUACCACAAUUGGUACCCCUCGUCUGUGUUUGUGGGAGACACUUUCUGCUACUUUGCUGGGAUGACCUUCGCUGUUGUCGGUAUCUUGGGACACUUCAGCAAAACGAUGCUGUUGUUCUUUAUUCCUCAAGUGGUGAACUUCAUCUACUCCUUGCCUCAGCUCUUUCAUGUUAUCCCCUGUCCCAGACAUCGACUCCCAAGGCUGAAUCCAGACACGGGCAAAUUGGGAAUGAGCUACUCUAAAUUCAAAAGAAAGGACCUCUCUCAAUUAGGACAUCUCAUUCUGAAGGUGGCAGAGUUAUUAAAGCUGCUAGAGGUGCGAAGGGGCCAGGAGGGAGAUGAUGAAUUUAUUGAGUGCAACAACAUGACCUUAAUAAAUCUGGCACUGAAAUUACUCGGGCCCACCCAUGAGAGAAACCUCACAGUCAUCAUGCUCAUGAUACAGGUUAUGGGGAGCGCAGUGGCCUUUGGGAUCCGUUAUCAUCUGGUGCGUCUCUUCUACGACGUCUAGACAUCAUUCAAGGAGAGAGGAGCGAAGAA